UAAAGCCGUUCUGUCCUUCUCGUUGUUGCCCACCCUCUCGGUUCCGAUCCCAGUGAGCAGCCAAAAUUCCUGGGAAAUCAUUUCCUCAACGGGCGCAUCUGACUCAGCCAGUGAGGCGAAUUACCAACCACCGGUGAAACAGGAAGAUCAUGGAUCCGGCGAAGACGCCGCUUGGCCAGAUGUUACUGGACGAGAUCACUCCAGUUGUGAUGGUACUUUCUACUCCUUCUGUCGAAGAUGCUUGCCUCAAGAAUGGCCUCAGCUUUCUUCAGAUGCUUACCCCAUUCAGCUCUUUUAACAACAUCGACGUGCCAGUAAGGACUGCCAGUGACCAGCCCUAUAGGCUUCAGAAGUUCAAAUUGCGAUUAUAUUAUGCUUCGGAUGUCAGGAAGCCAGAUUUGGAGGUAGCUAAAGAGCAUUUAAAGCAAGUUAUCACAGAGGCGGGGGAGAAAGAGUUCAGUGAGCUGAGUUCGGAUACACCAGAAAUUAAUCAUGUACUUGAGAAUUCUCAACCCGGAAAUGCACCAUCCUGGCUUCAGAUUUUUAACAAAGAACUUAUCCGUGUGGUCUCCUUUUCAGACCAUGAAGCUUUUGAUCAUCCAGUGGCAUGUCUUUUGGCUGUUUCUUCUAAGGAUGAACAACCAAUUAACAGAUUUAUUGACCUAUUUAACACCAACAAGCUGCCUUCUCUUCUUAAUGAUGGCGUGAUGGAUCCAAAGAUUUUGAAGCAUUAUUUAUUAGUGCAUGAUAAUCAAGAUGGCCCUGCUGACAGGGCAACUAAAAUAUUAACAGAAAUGAGGAAUACGUUUGGUACUAGUGACUGUGCGCUGCUAUGUAUCAAUUCUUCAACUGAUGCUCCAAUCAAACGUGAAGAGAACCCAUGGGCUUCAUAUAAUUCUGACGUCUCUCCUGGUCCAGAUCUUGGCUUCUUUCUUAAUACUGAUGAUAUCACUAUGAUUAAAGAUCUAAUGCAAGAUUUAUCAUCCAAGCACAUCAUUCCAAGCAUGGAGCAAAAGAUUCGUGUGCUCAACCAACAAGUUUCUGCAACACGGAAAGGCUUUAGAAACCAACUUAAAAAUUUAUGGUGGAGAAAAGGGAAAGAAGAUAGCACAGAUUCAGUUAAUGGUCCCAUGUAUUCCUUCAGCUCCACUGAAUCCCAGAUUCGAGUUUUGGGUGAUUAUGCUUUCAUGUUAAGGGAUUAUGAACUUGCCUUGUCAAAUUAUCGCUUGAUUUCCACAGAUUACAAGCUUGAUAAAGCUUGGAAACGCUAUGCUGGGGUACAGGAAAUGAUGGGACUUGCGUACUUCAUGUUGGACCAAUCAAGAAAGGAAGCUGAAUAUUGCAUGGAAAAUGCCUUUAACACUUACUUAAAACUCGGAUCAUCUGGGCAGCAAAAUGCCACACGAUGUGGUCUCUGGUGGAUAGAAAUGUUGUUGGCACGAGAUCUAUAUAAGGAGGCAGCUCCUAUUUACUUCCGCAUUUGUGGUGAGGAUGUCCUACAUUCUGCUGUAAUGCUUGAACAAGCAUCCUACUGCUACUUAUUGUCUAAACCUUCAAUGUUACGUAAAUUUGGAUUUCAUCUUGUGCUUUCUGGGGACCAUUAUAACAAGUGUGAUCAGAUCAAACAUGCAAUUCGAACAUACAGAAGUGCUCUUUCUGUUUUUAGGGGAACUACAUGGAGUCAUAUAAAAGAUCACGUUCAUUUCCAUAUAGGACAGUGGUAUGCUUCUCUUGGGAUGUGUGAUGUGGCUGUCAAGCAUAUGUUGCAGAUCUUGGCUUGUGGUCACCAGUCCAAGACAACACAGGAGUUAUUUUUGGGCGACUUUCUUCAAAUAGUUCAGAAAACAGGACGAACAUUUGAAGUAUCAAGACUUCAGUUGCCUGUAAUCAACAUUUCUUCACUCAAGGUCGUCUUUGAAGACCACCGAACUUUUGGAUCACCUUCAGCUGCUAACACUAGAGAAAGCUUGUGGCGUUCCUUGGAGGAAGAAAUAAUACCAUCAUUCUCUACUACGAAGAGUAAUUGGUUGGAGUUGCAAUCAAAGCUUAUAUCAAAAAAAUACAGAGAAUCAAGUGUUUGUGUUGCAGGAGAAGCUGUGAAGGUGAACGUCGAAUUCAAAAACCCACUUCAAAUACCGAUUCCUGUGUCUGGAGUUAGCCUUAUAUGCAAGCAUUUUCCCGGUACUGUUGAAGUAGGACCUGAUGAAAAUAUUUCAAGGAUGGAAAAUGAUAGUGUAGGUGAAUGUGAAGAGUUGACAGCCUGCAGGGACAUGAGCUCUGAGAAUUCGUUUUUGGUGUCGGAGGUUGACUUCUUGUUAAGAGGUGGUGAAACAACCAUGGUGCAACUAUCAGUUACUCCAAGAGAAGAAGGUACUCUGGAAGUUCUUGGUGUUAGGUGGAAAUUGUUGGGUUCUAUAGUCGGCUUUCAUGACUUUGACUUUAAUCACGUAAAGAAGAACGGUUUGAAAGGAAAGAGGAAAGGGAAGCGCUCAGCUAAUGAAAACUUAAAGUUUUUAGUGAUUAAGAGCAUACCCAAGCUUCAAGGGUCCAUUCACCCUUUCCCCGACAAGGCAUAUGUGGGAGAUUUACGGCACCUUGUUUUGGAGUUGAGAAACCCAUCAGAGUUUCCUGUCAAGAAUCUGAAGAUGAAGAUAAGUCAUCCCAGAUUUCUGAAUAUUGGAAAUCAGGAAAGUAUGAAGUCAGAGCUUCCAGCUUGCUUAAUAAAGAAGGUAGAUUCAAUACCAAGUGGUGCAAAUGCUAAUCCAUUUAACAUGUCUGACACAGUCUUUAUGUUUCCAGAGGGCACUUCAGUUCAGGGCGCUACACCCUUUGCAUGGCCUCUUUGGUUUAGGGCAGCUUUUCCUGGCGAUAUUUCUCUAUAUAUGAGCAUAUAUUAUGAAAUUGGAGAUAUAUCAAAUGCCAUCAAAUACCGUAUUCUUCGGUUACAAUACAAUCUACAGGUAUUGCCAUCAUUGGAUUUGUCUUUUCAAAUUAGUCCUUCUCCAUUGAGAUUACAAGAGUUCCUUGUUCGAAUGGAUGUUGUUAACAAGACUGCCUCAGAAGAUUUCCGAGUAAAUCAGCUGUCCUCUGUUGGGAGCAACUGGGAAAUAUCAUUACUUCAGCCUGUUGAUACCAUUUUUCCUUCACAAUCAUUGAGGGCUGGUCAAUCAAUAUCAUGUUUCUUAACGCUAAAGAAUUGCAGGAGCCUAUCGACUGCUAAGGACAGUAUAUCUUUGGUUCCUAAGCCUGUCAAAAGUGAUAUCAAAUUGGUUCCUCAAGGUACUGACGAUUCACUUUAUGAUACGAGAAGUGAGCCUUUGGUCAAUUUCCACCAUUACGAAAAAUUGCAGCUGGAAUCACUGCAUGAGGCACAGAGAGACCUGAACACUGUUGAUUUUGUAUUGAUCUCUCGACCACUGCAGAGUAACAGAAAUACCGGGUCUGUUGACCCUCCUCUUGUUAUGUCUCAUUACGCGUGCCAUUGCAGUACUGCAAGUACGGGCCCUAUUUCAUGGAUAUUGGAUGGCCCUCGAACCUUACAUCAUAAUUUCUCUGCAUCCUUUUGUGAAAUAAAUCUGAAAAUGCAUCUUCACAACUCCUCUGAUGCCACCGCCUUCGUCCGUAUUACCACCUCAGGUUCUGCUGUCAAUGAUGGGCAUCUGAACAGUGUAAACAUGCCUCAGUCAGCAUCUUCUCCUGAUGAUCAAGGAGGGUGGCGUCCCGUCACACCAGUGAAUGAAGUGAAGGUCCCAUCCAAUAUUAGUGGGACACCGCCCGAAAAGCCUCUAUCAUUAGGAAGUGUCUCCCCGUACAUUUGGUCUGGAUCAAGCUCGACCAAUAUCCACCUAGAGUCUAUGUCCUCAGCUGAAAUUCCCCUUCAGAUCUGUGUGUUCUCUCCUGGGAUAUAUGAUCUGUCAAAUUACGCAUUGCAUUGGAAUCUUGUUCUGGCUGAAGGUCGGGGAGAUCAAGAUGCAACGAGGCAACGGUCAGGAAGGUGCCUGGGAUAUACAUACUACCUAACUGUGCUCCAAUCCACAUGAGAAGUUGGCAAAAAUGCUGUAUCACUCACGGAUGCUUGAAUUCUAUAUCUGAUUUGUUACUGAGUUGUAUAUUAUGUUUCGGUGUAUUGUUAAGUAUGAAUAGGAUCAAGGAACUGUGAUACGUAAGGAAAGGGAUAGGAUAAAAAUAUUCAUUAUUUGUUCACAGAAUAAUUGCAGAAAUAUAUUUUUGAUUAAA
Messenger RNA from Neltuma alba, 4236 nucleotides. Its product is annotated as trafficking protein particle complex subunit 8. The transcript has 28 exons. Lineage: Eukaryota; Viridiplantae; Streptophyta; Magnoliopsida; Fabales; Fabaceae. The record is from RefSeq and is a predicted model, not a curated record. Gene Ontology annotation, molecular function: protein binding. Bases 150 to 4040 code for a protein of 1296 amino acids. Gene Ontology annotation, cellular component: TRAPPIII protein complex.